GCAGAAACCGUGGAACAGACUGGGCCACUUUUUAUCGGAAAGCAAGCAAUCCUUUCUCGCCCAUGUGCACUCAGAAACGCCGGCACUAGCCAGGGACUGGCGAUUCGUGAUUGGCAAUGAAAUUCCAGACCUUGAUAGCAUUGCCUGUUCGAUCGUAUAUUCAUGGGUAUACGCCUGGGACAACGGUAUCCCGUCGGUUCCGUUAAUACGGUCGACGAAGGCGGAGCUCUUUUUACGACCAGAAAAUCUAUACGCCCUGCAACUUGCGGGCGUGUAUUCGCCAGAGGAUCAGCUGUUACUUCUGGACGACCUCGAGCGUGAGAUAUCCACGCCCGACUCUUUUCCGGUCGACAGGCUCAUUCUCGUUGACCACAAUCGCGUCGAUCCCGUGUUUGUUUCCGGAGAAAUUGUCACGGAGCCAUCUUGGGACGGCGAGCACCCGUAUGGAAAUACUGUUGUCGAGAGAAUCAUCGAUCACCACUCCGACGAGGGCCUGUACACUCGAACUGCUGAGCGCACCAUUGCUACAGCGGGAAGUUGCGCUUCUCUGGUCACUUCUCAGUGUCCAGAAUGGAUGCCUCCCGAGCCCGCCACCCUUCUUCUAUGCGCUAUCCUUUUAGAUACCAACGGUCUGAAGGAUAACGUCGAGCAAAUUGACAUUGAUGCGGUGGCUUUUUUGCUUCCCCGUUCAAUCUUGCAGACCACGUGUGAGCGACCCUCGCCUGAUACUCUCCAAAGUCUGCCUGAGAUACAGAACCUCACCGCUGAGCUCAUGCGAAGGCGACUUUCUUUAUCCCAUCUCACCCCUCUGGAUCUUCUUCGGCGAGACUACCAGGAAUGCAGACUCCACGUCAGGUGGUACAAUCCACCCGUUAUCCGCGUCGGCAUUUCUUGCAUCCCAUUCCAAGCGAAGAAAAGCGGCCUUACAAGAGCCUGUCAAAAUCAUUCAGACGAACAUGGACUCGCUGUCCUUGCCAUUUUGAUCGACCAAACGCUAACGGUACUUACUUUUGAUCAGGGAGGGCAGAGUCUGCGGGAUCGCGUGUGGCAAGGAUUGGAGACAAAGUUCCAUUUCAAGCGACACAGAAAGCUCAGAAUCACAGCGCUUCCCUUUGGUAUGCAACGGAGGACAUACACUCUACCUGCCGCCGAGGCGACGCGGGAAUUCAUAGAGGGAACGUUCAAGCAUGUUUUGGAAGGACGUUAA
Messenger RNA from Desarmillaria tabescens, 1207 nucleotides. RefSeq lists its product as uncharacterized. Gene Ontology annotation, molecular function: exopolyphosphatase activity. The record is from RefSeq and is a predicted model, not a curated record. Gene Ontology annotation, cellular component: cytoplasm. The annotation marks the transcript as partial. Lineage: Eukaryota; Fungi; Basidiomycota; Agaricomycetes; Agaricales; Physalacriaceae. The transcript has 2 exons.